CCCUCGCCAUGCACAGCUUUUCAACUUUAGUAUACAUAGCGAUAUUUUCAAUACGGUGCAGGGCUAUAAUUGUAAGGGACGAUGAUCCUGAUACCACCCCUAAAACUUACACGUAUUCGGAUUCCGAACUAGCCAGAUCCGAAGUGGGUUAUACACAAGAAAAUUACUACAAGCCUCUUAGGCGUGAGGAUACUCGAGUCUAUCAAUACACGUCAGAGGAAACUAAUCAAGAAGCAGACUACACCCAGCAGCAGGCAGAUCAGGACCCUGAGAAUUACCCUUUUGCGCAAAGGGGCCACAGACAACAAAUCGGAAGGCGAAGGAUUCCAGCGAAAAAACAAUACGUGGAGCAAUAUUUGAAAGAAGUCCCACCUACGACAAAAACAGUUUACAAUCAGAGAUCUGGAAAUUAUUUACGCUUGAAUAGCCAGCCUCACGAUAGAGGUAUAAAAGAACAAACGGAAUUGCAGAGAAGCAUUCUAAAACAGCCAUCAAUUCAGUACAUUGUACAAUCGGACUUGCAAGAAAAAUCUGGGACGCAGCAGCAAAUCAAGUACGUCAUUCCAGAAAAACCUGCACAACUUCGAUCGAGCGACCAACAGUCCAACUCCGCUACUUUAACGGCUUAUCAAAAUGCCCUGCUAGCCCAUCAGAAAGUUCUGGAAACCGAGGGUCAAGACGAGACGUCUUCAAGAUCGUCUAUUUACGUGUCUCACAGUAUUCCAAAGAAACCGGUGCGAAAAAUUGUGAAACCAACACCAAGGGAUGAAGACGCGGAACGGUAUACGCAGUUGCAGCAGUACGAAGUCCAACAAAAACAGCCUGGGUACGAGCAACCGUCGGCUGAAGUUAUGUAUCAAGCCAAACUUGAAUAUCCAAAUGGAGGUGCAGAGUUUCCAUCUCCCACAAAACUGCCCAAGUACGAACGCGAAAAAGAACUUAUCAGACAACGCCUGCAAGACUUAUCGCAAUAUCAACAAAUACCUGGCGGGGAACCGUUACACCAAGAAGAGAAAAUUAUUUAUCAACCGCAACAAUUAGCGAUAUAUCAGCAAGUAUUAUCCAGUAGAGAAGGCAAAAUUAAUGAACAAUCUCAACAUCCUGAAGGAAUAUUGGAAUAUAAGACACCGUCAAGGGUUGAAGAACCAGGACCUGCGCAAUACCGACAGCCAGCUUACGCGAAAAAAGGACAUAAAUAUUUACCUGAACCGAAAACAGUGCAGUACCAGGCAUCAGUUGCAGACGAAGCAGAAGGGAAGUACCAGCAAGUCCAUAUUCCAAAUCAGCGCUCAGAAGCUUUAAUAUCUUUCGAAGCUGCUAUUGCUAAAUUGCAAUCGGAAAAGCUUAGGGCUAGACAACAAGGACUGAGGCCUCAAGCGGCUUACCAACAAGAACCAGGUACUGAAACGGCAGGAUAUACACUACUAACGGGUGAAAACCAAGAUGCAAACCUUCCAGAAGCGGGAUACAUAAGAAUUGGAGAUACUAAUAGAUACAGGUCGGUCGAUAAUGCCACUCCUGUGUCUUAUAGACAGCCCCAGCAACCUGCUAACAUUAGAUAUUACAGAAGACCGGCUAUUUCUUAUUCCUAACAGUAGUGAUUUUAUUCGGAAACGGAUAAAAUUAGACUUAAAAAGCAUUUGUAAUAUAUAGCGCGUUUAUUUGUUAUUUUUUUAAAUACUUAUUUUCAAAAAAGUAUUUAUUUUAUUUAAUUAUG
This is a messenger RNA of Anoplophora glabripennis (Asian longhorned beetle), 1717 nucleotides long. RefSeq lists its product as uncharacterized. Bases 9 to 1592 code for a protein of 527 amino acids. The transcript has 5 exons. NCBI's taxonomy places the organism in Eukaryota, Metazoa, Arthropoda, Insecta, Coleoptera, Cerambycidae. The record is from RefSeq and is a predicted model, not a curated record.